UCAAAGUCUUAAAAAUCAUUUAAGAAGUUCAAAUACUUAUCAUCUCCCCUAAAAAAAUAACCUCAGAGUGUCGACAUGGCUUGCAAAAACAAUCUCGUUGUUAAGCAAAUCAUCGACUUAUACGACCAAAUCUCAAAGCUCGAGAGCUUACGACCUUCCAAAAAUGUCGACACUUUGUUUGGAGAACUCGUGUCCACGUGCUUACCCACGGACACAAACAUCGAUGUCACAAAGCUGUCCGAAGAAGUCAAAGACAUGAGAUCUAACCUCAUCAAGCUUUGUGGUGAAGCCGAAGGUUAUUUAGAGCAACACUUCUCCACAAUUUUGGGUUCUUUACCAGAAGACCAAAACCCACUUGAUCAUUUGCACAUCUUUCCUUACUUCAACAACUACCUCAAGCUAGGCAAGCUUGAGUUCGAUCUCCUGAGUCAACACUCAAGCCAUGUCCCCAGCAAGAUCGCCUUCGUGGGUUCUGGUCCUAUGCCCCUCACGUCCAUCGUCUUGGCCAAGUUUCACCUUCCAAACACGACGUUCCACAACUUCGACAUCGACUCACACGCAAACACGCUCGCUUCACGCCUGGUCUCUCGUGAUCCGGACCUCUCAAAACGCAUGAUCUUCCACACAACGGACGUAUUAAACGCUACGGAAGGACUUGAGGAAUACGACGUAGUGUUCUUGGCGGCUCUUGUUGGGAUGGAUAAAGAGUCAAAGGUCAAAGCCAUCGAGCACUUGGAGAAACACAUGGCUCCUGGAGCUGUCCUUAUGCUAAGGAGCGCCCAUGCUCUUAGAGCUUUCUUAUACCCCAUCGUCGAAUCUUCUGAUCUCAAAGGGUUUCAGCUGUUGACCAUCUACCAUCCAACCGAUGACGUGGUUAACUCGGUUGUGAUCGCACGCAAGCUAGGUGGUUCGAGCAUGACCGGGGUUAAUGGUACUCGUGGCUGCAUGUUUAUGCCUUGUAACUGCUCCAAGGUUCACGCGAUUAUGAACAACCGUGGUAAGAAGAAGAAUAUGAUCGAGGAGUUCAGUGCAAUCGAGUAAACAAAACAAUGAACUAUAACACAUCUCUUUUUGUUAAGAUUGUGUUAAUGUUUUUUUUUUUUUUUGUCUUAUAUUAACUGCUCUUUUCAUUCUAUUCCUUGUGUGUGUUUGUGAUAUGUGUGCCUACGUUUAAAGUAUAAGUUUGUGAAUUUUGAGCUCUCUGAUCUUCGUCGCGAGUGAAGAUGAUACAGAACUUGUUGUUUGUUGCUUACUUGUUUAUAUUAUCAAUAAAGUUUUUUUUUUCUUUUUUUAA
Messenger RNA from Capsella rubella, 1294 nucleotides. Its product is annotated as nicotianamine synthase 1. The coding region runs from base 76 to 1041 and encodes 321 amino acids. Gene Ontology annotation, molecular function: nicotianamine synthase activity. The transcript has a single exon. Gene Ontology annotation, biological process: nicotianamine biosynthetic process. The record is from RefSeq and is a predicted model, not a curated record. Lineage: Eukaryota; Viridiplantae; Streptophyta; Magnoliopsida; Brassicales; Brassicaceae.